CGGGACGGCGUGGUGAGCUGGAACUACAAGUCCCACCGGCGCCGCGCGGGCCGGGCCGCGCCGCCCCGCCCCGGGCGGCCGUGGGCGGGGCUGGGCGGGCGCCGUGAGUCAGUGCCCGGUAAACAUUGGCGUGAGCCGCCGGCCCCGCCGUGCUGGCGGCGCCCUGAGGGCGGCGGGGGCCGGGGCCGGGGCCAUGGACGAGCUCAAGCACCAGGUGAUGAUCAACCAGUUCGUGCUGGCGGCCGGAUGCGCCGCCGACCAGGCCAAGCAGCUGCUGCAGGCGGCCCACUGGCAGUUCGAGACUGCUCUCAGUGCUUUUUUCCAAGAAACAAAUAUCCCCUACAGCCACCACCAUCAGAUGAUGUGCACUCCUGCCAACACGCCGGCCACGCCGCCCAACUUCCCCGACGCCCUCACCAUGUUCUCCCGCCUCAAGGCUUCCGAAAGCUUCAACAGCAGUAGCCCCGUGGCCUCCAUGGCGACUUCCCCGCCACCCCCAGCCCCGCCGCUGCCCCAGCACGGGGCCUUCAACCCCGCCUGGCCCACGGCUUCUCCGCCCGGGCAGCAGCAGAGCAUGUGGACUCCGGCCGCGCCGGCGCAGCCCGCGGGCUGGCCAGCCGCCGUCUCCCAGCAGGCCAGCGCAGAACAGAAGGCCAACGUGACCAUGGAAGCAGAGAGAUGAGGCCGCGGCAGAGAGCGGACGCAGUGGGGACCCCUGCGUAUAAAUAUAUAUUUUUUUUUUCUCCCCCCCUCCCCAAAGAGGAGAGGAACUCUGCUGCCAGGGCGUCUGGCAGCCGCCGAGACACAUGAGCAAAUAGCUGCCUUGCAUGGGUUUGGUUUGAAGUAGUUUUUACUUGUUCUCGAGCUGAAUGGAGCUCCCCAGGGACAGCGGGAGGCUGCGUGGGAUCGGUGCCGGCCUCUGCCUGGGACCCUGACGCUGCCAGACUCUUGGGGAGGGAGCACCCCCUCCUCUCUUGGGACACCGGAGUUUGCAUGCCAGUGACAUUUACAGAGGAGGUCCCUUCCUCAGGGUCCCCUGGGCCACCCCACCAGGCAGAAUGAGUUGUGCCUGAGUGUUUCCCCCCAUCCCUUGGCCCUGAUCAACUGGGAGGGGGGCAGACACCCCAUGAGGCUUGUUUUUUGUAAGGGGUGGAGAGAGCAGGGGCUGUUCCUGUACCACCACAGCCUCCACCCCGUACACACCGUCCUCGAUGGUGAUCAGGGCUGGGGGACACCAGCCCUUGGGGAGGCGUCUGGCCCCUCGCCUGGCCCCGAAUGGGGAGCAGCGGGUGAGCACUGGUGGUCCGGCUGGGCCAGCACCCUCCCCUCAACCUCCUGGGAUGGGGUUUGCCCCAGGGCUGUUUUGCAUGACACAGUGUAACUCUAGAGACUGGGAUCAUUUUUAACCCCUCUGUUCUUUUCUCCCGGCGGCUGGAAGUCUCUCCGGAUGCGCCGCAGCCGCUUGCAAUACACGCUCUUCUGCUUUGAA
Catharus ustulatus (Swainson's thrush) is the source of this 1489-nucleotide messenger RNA. RefSeq names its product UBA like domain containing 1 (gene UBALD1). The record is from RefSeq and is a predicted model, not a curated record. Gene Ontology annotation, molecular function: protein binding. Lineage: Eukaryota; Metazoa; Chordata; Aves; Passeriformes; Turdidae. The coding region runs from base 194 to 682 and encodes 162 amino acids. The transcript is spliced from 3 exons.